Messenger RNA from Leptosia nina, 2382 nucleotides. Lineage: Eukaryota; Metazoa; Arthropoda; Insecta; Lepidoptera; Pieridae. The record is from the annotation of a GenBank genome assembly.
AUGCAACCCUUGUUAGAGAUAGGAAGAAGAUUCCUCCAAAUACUUGGAGAGGAUUAUGGAGAAGGGUUGCCUGGUGUUCGGGUAGAACCUUUUGCAGAGGUGAGAGAAAAUAAGCAGUAUACCUUUUUUAUAUUAUUGAUCUUAUGGUUUUUGCAAGACGAAGUGGGGGAAACUCCAGGCUCCCAAAGUAUUUUUAUUCCACCCACCCCAGAAACAUUGCUCCUAGAACCAGAUGAUGCUCCUCUCCAACAGCCUGCUUGUUCAACUUAUCCACCCACACAAUGUACUGCAGCAGCUGUAUCAUCGGAGGCUGGCGUACCGCGUCCCACGCGCCCGCGACGCAGGCGCGAGCCACCAAUGUCACGGGAAACAGCGAGACGUGAACUCGUGAAUUCCUCACAAAUGAGAGCUCAAGCUGCAGUGUUGGUGGACAGCGAAGUCCUGGAACAGACUUGGAAGACCAGCAGGCGGGAACGCGUCAAACAGCAGGAACAGAAGAUAUGGGAAGAGUUUGUAGAAGAAAAGGAUGUUGUGUCCAACAUUUAUAAAGAGGAUCCAUACCAGUUCAUCGAGCAUCUGUCAGAAGAGAAGAUCAAAGAGCUUCUUGAAAUAGAGUUAGAGAAGAUGAGAAAAGAGAAACUGGAGGAAGAAGAACAAUGCCAAGGAAUAUCAACGAAAAAGGAGACAGUAGAGUUAAAAGAUAACCAGCACGUUAUCUUCGUUGAUGAAGCGGAGAGGGAGGAUGACACGUUCCACAUAUUUGAUGAUGAGAAGGAGGGCGAUGUUUCAGGUGUGUCGGGCCCUGAAGAUGAACUGCUCAACGACUCUCUUAGCCCACCGUGCACGGUUCGCGAACGGCUGUCUCCUGAUUUGGACACCAGAAACCGAAGUCCUGAUAAAGUUUCUAGUUGGUUAUCUUUGGAGAGGCAAAACAUUCUUAAUAUAGACCCGUCGGCUCUACCGAAAAUGAUGCAAAGGUCGGUGGAGUUCACAUCGCGCUUCAAUAGGAUUCACAUGUACCAAUUGCAACGACAGGUGCAAGACAUCAAAAGGAAUAAUUCUCAAGCACUGCCGUUUGCAAAGCACACACAAUUUCAAUCGCAAAUGGUCAGAAUUGUCUCCUUACAUCAAAACGUUCUGCAUUCUUUACAAGUGUUCAUAAAGUCGUUUCCUCAAACGUUGUGCAUCCGGGAGAGUGGUGAGUUGCUGAAGAGUCUUCUGCAAAUGAUUAAGGAGAUUCUGGACACCUGUGAGCAGGUGGACACGCCAGCCAACCUGAAUGCGGCCAAAGAUCUCUUCCAAGAUAGUUUGCCCCAUUCUACGGAUAAGUUAUUAAACGCUAUAGAAGAUUACACAUCAAGAAUGUCUGAAUACUUGAACAGUACUGAAAAUACGAGUGUUUCCUGUUCUCGCCACUCCAAAAGGUCCAGAGGGAGGAAGUUGAGUGGGACCUGGUCAAAGUCUGGAUCUAAGUCAUUUGGUGAUACGGAAGCCCACCUGUCGAUGUAUUCAUUGGACACUCUUCGGAACCACUCCACCGCAAAAAUGUCCAGCUCGAAGGGUCAUUCUGGAUCUCGUCGUCCUUUGAUGCGAGACCCUCAGGCUGGAGUUCCGAAGCCGAAACGAAAAACCGAUAAGGACCUAGACGUGCCAACACUCGUUGAAACGGUUGCACCAUGCACUUCGAGUCACAUGAGCCGAGAAGCAAGUCCGGGACCAACGCCCAUUUUGAAACAAAUAAUCUCCAAAAAGGGGAAAGAUACGUCUCCCAGGUCACCUAAGAAGGAGACAAAGCGGCUAAGAAAAGAGACAAAGACUCCCAGAAAGAUUUCUAAAUCACCCAAAGGCUCCAAAUCGACUGGUAAAGAAGCGAUCGCAUUAGAUAAAGAACUUGGUGAAGAUGAGCAGAUACAGAAACAAGAUGCAGCAACUCCUAGAAGAGAUACACCCAAGAAGGGUACACCGAGAACGGAAGCAGUGACCACGAGAGACAGAUCGUCGUCGCCUCGCAAAGAACCUGAAGUUAUAAUUGCAAAGAAGCAAGUGACUCCGCGAAAUGAUUGUCCUACACCGCGUAAGAGAACGUCCAGAAGCGAAGGAAUACCUUGGCAAGAACAGAAGCCAAUCGUAGGAGAACAAAAGCCAACCCCCCAAACGAUUAGCAGUCGUAAAACGACUCCUAGAUAUAUGAGUUUAGGGGAGGGAGAAAAUGCGUACGAGAAAGAAAUAGUGGAUGUGUCCCCGGGGAGAGAGAGUCGUCGCGUUAGGGAUAGACGGAGUGUAAAUGUAAUGGAGUUUCGGCGCCAUGAGCCGUUGCCCAAACGCGACGUCUUCCUGGCUUUCCUUUUAUUGGGGCCGAUGCGUGACGCAAAUCUAUGCUAA